AUGUUGAUAGUGUAUGUUGAUGACAUUGCCACCAUAUGGGAUGAUAUGCCUGACAUUGUUGAAUUGAAGGUUUUCCUUUCUUCUGAAUUUAAGAUCAAGGAUCUUGGAAACCUGGAUACUUCCUUUGGAUUAUGGUGUCAAGAUAAGGAUGCCUACCAUAGAUUAGUUGGCCCCCUUCUUUAUCUUUGUUUGACCAGGCUUGAUAUAUCAUAUGAUGCGAGUAUUAUGCAAUUGGUAGGUUCUGUUGAUGAUAGACAUUCUACUUUUGGGUAUUGUACUGUGGAUUUUUAUGACUUGUGGCCUCAGAAAUUUCAGUACAAGACAAAUGGUGUUACACAGCGCCGCUGGAUCGUGGUGAGCAAUCCUAGUUUAUGUGCUCUUAUCUCAAAAUGGCUUGGAACCGAAGCUUGGAUCCGUGAUGUUGACCUCUUAAUGGGUUUACGAGAAUAUGCAACUGAUGUUAAUCUACAUCAAGAAUGGAAGAUGGUCAGAAGGGUAAACAAAAUGAGGCUUGCUGAGUACAUUGAAGCAAUGAGUGGUGUGAAGAUUAGUGUAGAUGCAAUGUUUGAUGUGCAAAUCAAGAGAAUACACGAGUACAAAAGGCAACUUCUUAACAUACUUGGUAUUAUCCAUCGGUAUGACUGUAUAAAGAACAUGGAGAAGAGUGAUAGGAGGAAUGUUGUACCUCGUGUAUGCAUUGUUGGAGGAAAAGCUGCACCUGGUUAUGACAUUGCAAAAAAGAUAAUUAAACUCUGUCAUGCUGUCGCAGAAAAGAUCAAUAAUGAUCCUGAUAUUGGAGAUCUUCUAAAAUUGGUCUUUAUUCCUGAUUACAACGUAUCUGUUGCUGAGUUGGUGAUACCAGGAAGCGACUUGUCACAACAUAUAAGUACUGCUGGUCAUGAGGCAUCAGGGACUGGGAGCAUGAAGUUUUUGAUGAAUGGGUGUUUACUUUUGGCUACAGCAGAUGGCUCUACAGUUGAAAUUAUUGAGGAAAUAGGGGAAGAUAACAUGUUUAUAUUUGGUGCAAAAGUGCAUGAAGUGUCAGCUUUACGUGAAAAAGGACAUGCCGAUAAGGUACCUCUUCAAUUUGCACGUGUUGUCAGGAUGGUUCGGGAAGGUUAUUUUGGCUUCAAAGAUUACUUCCAAUCAUUAUGUGACACAGUGGAGGGUGAUGGUGAUUUCUUUCUUCUUGGUGAUGAUUUUACAAGUUAUCUGGAAGCACAGGCUGCUGCUGACAGAGCGUUUGUUGAUCAAGAGAGAUGGACUCGGAUGAGUAUUCUCUGCACUGCUGGCUCUGGAAGAUUUAGCAGUGAUAGAACAAUGGAAGAAUAUGCAGAGAAGACGUGGGACAUUGAGCCAUGUAAGUGUCCCAUUUGAUCACUAACUUUCCCACAUUAGGAAUAUAAGAAGGGAAGCUAACGACUACUUUCUUAAUCUGCUCCCUGCAUCUCAAUUCGCAAGUACCAAUUUCUCUACCACUGUGAAAUAGUCCUCCAUCUGUCUGUCAAAGCUUAACAAAGUUCAAUAAGCUCCUUAGCAGCAUUGUAAUGUUGAUCGCCAUUAAUAAACGAUGUCAAAGCUGCAUAUGUAAAUAUACUUAAUUUAUUUCCCCAUGUUAAUUUCUAGUCUGAUACCAAGUACGAGCAUCAAAUUGGAUGAUAUGUUGAUAUCCUCAAGUCCUUGACAUAUUUUUAUAUGGAACUUGACCAAUGUAUGACUAGAGGUUACUAUACAAUACUAUAAGAGAGACUUAGUAGAGAUGCA
Messenger RNA from Nelumbo nucifera (sacred lotus), 1764 nucleotides. NCBI's taxonomy places the organism in Eukaryota, Viridiplantae, Streptophyta, Magnoliopsida, Proteales, Nelumbonaceae. The record is from RefSeq and is a predicted model, not a curated record.